AGGCUUUGCAUUUGUUAUAUACUGUUUACUUUUACUUCCGGGUUUUAUCACGUGUGUAUAUAGACUUAACAAACAAUAGCUGAUCUAGAUCGUCACUAUACAACGUAUACAAGGGCAAUACAAUAGGAUUUAUGGUUUAAACGCGUACAAGUAUUUAUAAGGAAAUACAUUGCAUAUGUUUUUCUGCCUUGAUAACAUACAGGUUAUUUCAUAAGGAAAAUAAAUUCGGAAAGUUUGCUGAAUUGACACCGUACAGGUCGUCUAGCUGAACACCUAAUGUCUGACGCCUGGCAGCAUGCAGAGUCGUUCUCCGUCACGAACGUAAAAAUGCUGGAUGAUGACGUAUUAUGUGACGUCACUAUCCUCGCGGGGACGGAUAAACGGGAAAUGAGGUGUCACCGGUUCAUAUUGGCCAGCCGCUCACCGGUUUUCUACACGAUGUUCUGCGGAUCACUUCCGGAAACCGGCGUCGUGGAGAUACCCGAUGUGGAAGCAGAUGUGUUCCAACAAGUCAUCAGGUACCUGUACACAAACGACAUCGUGAUUACACCUGAGUCUGUUAUGGCAAUAAUGUACAUGGCAAACAAAUAUGACAUCCAACAGUUGACUAAAUGUUGCCAGGAAUACUUGGAAGAGAAAAUGAGCGUCGAAAACGUUUGUGUCAUUUUGGACCAAGCUGUAAAGUUCGAAGAAAAAGAGCUUGAGAAAAAAUGUUACCUCUUCAUUGCAGAAAAUUCGACCGAGGUAUUUGCUACGGAGGGUUUUCAGGUUUUAUCACGCGGGACACUGGAAACUGUGUUGGCAAAAGAGCAGGACAACCAUAAACUAAAGCCUGAAGACAUUUACAUUGCGUGUGCGAAAUGGGCAAAGACACAAUGUCUCAUGGAAUCACCGAGCGAUAUUACAAAUGCAAAGCUUCGUGCUAAACUUGGUAAUUUGGUAGAUAUGAUCAAUUUUUGUAAGAUGACAUACGACUCAUUCAUUGACAAUGUCUCCUAUGACAAUAUUUUAACUGGAGACGAGAAGGUCAGGUACCUGCAAGACAUACGCAAAGAAACCACGAAACCUAAAUCAGCGUUCGUCGUGGAACGGCUGCUGAUAGUAACUAGCUCGUGGACGUACGGUGGAUUUCAGGACGGGAUCAGCUUCCGGGUGUCUGAUGACGUCACGCUGUGCGGGGUUGCUCUCUACCUUCCCUGUGAGAUUGGUCAGGUGACUGGCUCCCUUACCGUCCUACAGGGGCAGACUCCAGUCCUCUCCCAAACCAUCACUCUACAAUACAGGCCUGAGAUAAAGUAUGAGAUAAUCAUUUUCUCCAGUAAAAUACCGGUUCGAUCAGGUACGAUAUAUUCAGUGCGCCAGACGCUCCUUGGGACGAAGACGUACAGGGGCGAAAACUACCGCGGAAAACAGUGCGUACAGGGGGUCGAGAUUGAGUUUUUAGAGCUGAAUUUUGGACAGUCGGACAACGGAACGAGACUUGAAAGAGGACAAUUCCAUGGACUUAUGUUUGAAAAAUAGACCACGACAUUAAUUACAUAGUAUACGUAAUACAGCCAUAAACUUGUGAUUGAUGUGUGUGGGGAUGGGUAAAUGAUAGUGAAGACCAUCUGAAACUAAUCCAGGAUUUGACGCUUAAAUGGGCACACUUGGGAUCGUAACUUAGAAGGCCCCUUUCACUAGGAACCGGGAAAAGGCGCCAAACUUGGUAUAGGGGUUUUGGUUCUCCUCCAAUAACGAUUUGUCUAAUAUUAGUCUAAAAUAGUGCGUUCUGGUGUAAUUUAAGGAUUUUUGUCUACCAUUUUGACCCGAAAUGUUGAUUUUGGACGAUUUUAGGGGUGUCGGGUGCCCCAUGUCCUAAAUCCGCUAGACUAUACAUUGUGCUGGUUCGCAGUGCAGAGGAAGCCUUUCAUGAUAGUCUGUGUUUCAGUAUGUUAUUGCUGACUGUUAUUUUCUGUAAUACGAUUGUAUUAUUUGCAAAUACCGUCAAAGAUAGUGUUCGGCAUUAUUUUUAAUCUUAACCAUGCAGAGGUUAAUGAUCAAACGACAACUCUUUUCCACACUUUUCCGUAAACAUUCAGUAGUUGUUUCCCUUAUAUUGUGUGUAAUAUUUGAGCCGAGUUGAUUUAAAUUUCUUUCGUCUCAAUGAAGAACGAUGAGUAUCGUUAUAUUAACGAUACGACUUGAACAAGCCGAUAGCAUUGUUUCAUAAACUGUUCAAGUUGUUGUUUUCAAUUCUAUUUAGUUCGUUACUUGCUGUUUAAAGCAUGGUGUAUGUAUGGAAACCUGUAUUGUACAUGGGAACCUGUAUUGAGGAAUUAUGGAAACCUGUAUUGUGGAAUUAUGGAAACCUGUAUUGUACAUGGGAACCUGUAUUGUGAAAUUAUGGAAACCUGUAUUGUGGAAUUAUGGAAACCUGUAUUGUGGAAUUAUGGAAACCUGCAUUGUAUAUAUGGAAACCUGUAUUGAAUAUGGUGAAACCUGUAUUGUAUAUAUGGGAACCUGUAAUGUAUAUAUUGAAACCUGUAUAGUAUAUAUGGGAACCCUUUAUUGUAUAUGUGCAAACCUUUAUUGUAUAUAUGGAAACCUGUAUUGUAUAUUUGGAAACCUGUAUUGUAUAUGUUGAAACCUGUAUGGUAUGUAUAGGAACCUGUUUUGUAUAUAUGGAAACCUGUAUUGUAUAUGUUGAAACCUGUAUUGUAUAUUUGGAAACCUGUAUUGUAUAUAUGGGAACCUGUAUUGUAUAUUUGGAAACCUGUAUUGUAUAUAUGGAAACCUGUAUUGUAUAUUUGGAAACCUGUAUUGUAUAUAUGGGAACCUAUUUUGUAUAUAUGGAAACCUGUUUUGUAUAUAUGGGAACCUGUAUUGUAUAUUUGGAAACCUGUAUUGUAUGUUAUGGAGUUUAUACUGGAAAGUACCAAGCGACGUUUAAACAUGGAAUGAUCUGGUAGAUUCUGGUAUUAACCCCACAACAUACUGAUGGUGUAUUUCUCUAGUAUUGUCGACUUUUUGGUCGACUUGACGCACGGUUAUAACACUACUGAUCAUUACACUACAUGUUGUCAAACUUGCGUCGACUUGCCCACUUAUGUAGGAAUCCUGCCCACAGAUCAGCCAGUUCGCUGAUAGCCCAUUAACCUGUAUGUUUAAUGUUCAUGUCUGAUGACGUGAUACAUCUUUGUUAUCAUUUGAAAGGUACUUGCUUGUUGAGUAAUAAUGACUUAAUAUGUUGACAUGAGUUUUGUCGACAAAUCAGUUUAAUCACGUUAUGUCGGCUUGACUAACAUUAAUGGAGCCAACAUAUCAUAUUUAAUUAGAUUUGUCGAUAAAUGUAUAAGUCGAUAUGACUUUUAAAAAUGCAGUUUUUCUAAUCGACAAUAGAGUAAAUGAUCGUAUAUACGACACACGAUUCCAUAAGAAUACCCCUAUCUCAAGAUAAAAGCCGUGUUAUGCAAGUAUAAGUAACGAUUUUUCCAUUCCAUUGUAAUGGGCGUAUAUGUUAGGUGAUAUAAAUAUACAUUAAUCAUUUUAUUGGGAAAGCAAUCGGUAUUCUCCUUAAUGUUAUAACAUAUAAAAAAAAUCGAAUGCCGUCCAAUACAAAAGCAUGUAGGCAUUAUUUGUUUCUCUUAUUUUUUAAGUCAGGACAUUCCACACGCUUCAUUCGUAACUAUUUCAUUGAACUAUUUUUGCCGGACAUUAUAUAAUCAUUUGUUGAUAUGCUUUGUUUGUACAUUACCAAAUAAAGAACACGAACACAAAUA
Mya arenaria is the source of this 3761-nucleotide messenger RNA. Its product is annotated as BTB/POZ domain-containing protein 6-like. The transcript is spliced from 3 exons. Gene Ontology annotation, molecular function: protein binding. NCBI's taxonomy places the organism in Eukaryota, Metazoa, Mollusca, Bivalvia, Myida, Myidae. Bases 277 to 1521 code for a protein of 414 amino acids. The record is from RefSeq and is a predicted model, not a curated record.